Messenger RNA from Rana temporaria (common frog), 4251 nucleotides. It is a transcript of the gene SMAD7, whose product is annotated as SMAD family member 7. Gene Ontology annotation, molecular function: I-SMAD binding; transcription regulator inhibitor activity. Gene Ontology annotation, cellular component: heteromeric SMAD protein complex. NCBI's taxonomy places the organism in Eukaryota, Metazoa, Chordata, Amphibia, Anura, Ranidae. Gene Ontology annotation, biological process: SMAD protein signal transduction; regulation of transcription by RNA polymerase II; cell differentiation. The transcript is spliced from 4 exons. The record is from RefSeq and is a predicted model, not a curated record. The coding region runs from base 518 to 1678 and encodes 386 amino acids.
UUUUUCUGCUCUUCUCCCCCCGGACAGGCGGAUGAAGGUUCUUGUGGUGGAUUAAGGAGCAGAAGAAGAAGAAGAAGAAGAGAAGCGGAGGACAGUGCGCGCUCCCCGGAUAUUAUUAUUAUUAUUAUUGGUGGUCUGAUCUCUCCGGACCCCCCCCCCCGAUCUCUCUCCCGCACCCCCCCUCUCCCCGGUGGCACCGUGCAUGGUCGGAUGGUGUCGGUUGGUGUAGCCGGGUGUCGGAUGUUCUUCUUCCUGGUGUCGGGAGUUGUGUGAUCGCAGCCCUGGCAUGCGGUGCCGCCGUCGGCCGAUCUGAUCGGAUCUGUGGCCCCCCGUCCCCAGGGAUCCCCUCUCCCCAUAAAGACUGGCGCAUGUUCCAGGGCGCCUUGGCUUGUCGGACCCCCGGUGCCCCCCGGGCUGCUGCUGCUGCUUGUCUCUGGCCGGCCUCGGAUCCAGGCUCCUUCAUGAUUUGCGGGCGUCAUGCACGUUCUUUAGCCGGGAAGCCCUGCUGUCGUCCCGCAUGUUCAGGACCAAACGAUCGGUGCUCGUCCGGCGACUCUGGAGGAGCCGAGCACCCGGAGAUCCGGGGGAAGGAGCCGGGGAAGGAGGAGAGAGCCGGGCACCGGCGCCGCUACAUGGGAGCUGCUGUAUGGGCAAGACGGGCAAGGGGCCCCGGGCGGCUCCGAUGGGCACCGACACCGAACUGAAGGCGCUCACCCACUCCGUGCUCAAGAGGCUGAAGGAGCGCCAGCUGGAGGGCUUACUACAGGCGGUGGAGUCCCGGGGAGGGACCCGGAGUCCUUGUCUACUACUACCGGCAGCCAAGCUCGACUCCUCCCGGCUCUGCCAGCAACCCGCAUCCCUUCCCUUCCUCAUCGCCAAGGUGUUCCGGUGGCCCGAUCUCCGCCACUCCGCCGACCUCAAGAGACUUACCGUGUGUGACUCGUACGGCAAGAACAACCCCGACAUCGUCUGCUGCAACCCCCACCACCUCAGCAGGCUCUGCGAGCUAGAGUCCCCCCCACCUCCCUACUCCAGAUACCCAAUGGAUAUUCUCAAAACUUCUGCGGAUUGUCCAGACUUCGUGCCUUCCUCUACAGAGACAGGGGGAUCUAAUUAUUUGGCCCCUGAGGGGCUUUCAGAUUCCCAACUUCUUCAGGAGUCUGGGGACCCGUCCCAUUGGUGCGUGGUAGCGUACUGGGAAGAAAAAACGCGGGUGGGUCGUUUGUAUUCUGUCCAAGAACCUUCCCUGGAUAUCUUUUAUGAUCUACCUCAGGGGAACGGCUUCUGCAUAGGACAACUGAACUCGGACAACAGAAGCCAGCUGGUGCAAAAAGUGCGCAGCAAAAUCGGCUAUGGCAUCCAGCUCACCAAGGAAGUGGACGGCGUCUGGGUUUACAACCGCAGCAGCUAUCCCAUUUUCAUCAAGUCGGCCACACUGGACAACCCCGAUUCUAGGACGUUAUUGGUCCAUAAAGUGUUUCCCGGAUUCUCCAUCAAAGCUUUUGACUAUGAGAAGGCUUACAGUUUGCAAAGGCCCAACGACCACGAGUUUAUGCAACAGCCCUGGACUGGGUACACUGUACAGAUAAGCUUUGUGAAAGGCUGGGGACAGUGCUACACGAGACAGUUUAUCAGUAGUUGUCCCUGCUGGUUAGAGGUGAUCUUCAAUAACCGAUGACUCGGAAACAAGUGGACUUCGGGACUUCUUUACUACUUGCUGCUAAAAUUUCCUUCCGAGUGCUUGCUUCUUUGUGCAUACCCCCCCCUCCCCUCCACAGAUAUUUGUGUUUGUUUUUGAGAAAUAGCUUAUGUCAAGGAUUUUUUAUUUUUUUUUAACUUUUCUGACAAGUGUGAAUGAGGUCGGUAGGUUGGGGGGGGGCGGGGGUUGAAGGACAGGUCCCCUCUUGUGACGUUGUAGCCCUGUCUCAUUGCAACAUAUAUUUUAUUUAAAGCACGGGGAGAGAAAUCAGUAUUUAUUUUUCUACAGUAUAGAAGUGAAAUCCCCCCCUGCUCUACCUUCUCUAGGAUGUUUGGGUACAGAAAGGCAAGCCGCCGAAACAAUGGAUAAAAGCCGUAUGUGGGGGAGAGCUGAGGUUGGGCAGCAUCUAUAUAGAUGUCCACCAUUUGGUCCUACGCCGGCCACCUUCAAUGCAUGUACUUUAAAGUGGAAGUAAACCCAUCGAUUUUAAAGUCAACGAAAAGUGACGGAAAUGUAACUUUUACACCUUUGUUGUGCUCUCAACCAAACUGCCAAACCAUCCAAUGGCUGGUGUCAUAACUGAUCACAUGUGCAGCAUCAUGACAGUUGAAGAUCAGAGGCCAAGAUGGCAGCUUCCUUGGCUAAAAAACGAUACGGAGGGUUUACUUCCACCUUUUUUCAGAGCGUGAGUUGCUGUAAUCUUCAGUGACCAAUCGUACAUUGGCCUAAACUUCGGCGGAAGCUGGAUAAUGAAAGCUUUGCUCUGAUUGGCUGUUAUUGACUACUGCACCUCAACGCUCUUCUUCGCAUCAAGGUGGCCUUUAAGCCCUGUGAUGACCUUUUUACUAUCGUCUAGUCCAGUUGAUGGUGAACCUUGGCACCCCAGAUGUUUUGGAACUACAUUUCCCAUGAUGCUCAUGCACUCUGCAGUGUAGUUGAGCAUCAUGGGAAAUGUAGUUCCAAAACAUCUAGGGUGCCAAGGUUCACCAUCACUGGUCUAGUCUAAUUCUUGCACACAGAACAGAUAUUAAGGAAGGAGUGCACUUUUAAAAUGCCAUAGAUGAUUCGAUCACUCCCCCAAUCAACAGUCAGUGUUGAUGAAUGAAUCCCUCCCAUGGAGCUGUUGUGUUCUCCUGGUGGGGGGGGAGCUGUCCCGACUGGGUGAACACGUGAAUAUUGCUACGAAAAGUACAACAGGCUGGUUGUACCCAAGUUGGGUACGUUCAGCCUGCACCUACAUGGUUCGAAUCUUGGCCAGUCCUGCUGAACCGGCCAAGAUUCGAACAGUCUAUAGCCGGCUUUAGCAAGCCAAGCAGGUUUGCAUAUAUUACUUCACACCUUUUCUCUCUGUCUUUCUCACGCUACUGUGAGUUGUAUGUGGACAGCUCAACUAUCAUUUCAUUUUAUGUCUUCUAGAGAAAGAUAUAUGGAAACAGUGAUCACUAUUUCUUUUUUUUCUUCCCCUGAGCACCUCUUUCUCUUCUAUACAUGGUUCUAGGCACUUUGUUGAAGGCGUGCGCUGUAGAAUACAAAAUUCUGCAGCUGCAUGCAUUGAGUUGGCCAUGUUUGAGGGACAACAUAACUAAUUGUUUUAUUUAAAAAAAGUGCACUUGUUCUUUAAGUCUAGUUUUUGUGGUUGAACUCAUCUAAAAACCCAGAGUCAAGGGCUACUGUAAAGGUGGAGCAUUUAGUGGUCAAAGCAAGGCCCAUGCAUCUCCUCUUCAGGACUGGUGAAUUUUGCCUUUUUUUUGCCGUGGCUUGUUUGGCACAGCCUUGCCGGCGUUGCACUCAAGGUGUACAGAGAAAUGUGUGCUUGAGUCUGGAGUGUAGUGAUUGUGCUUUCAUUUUUGACAAAGACCAAACCAAAAAACUGCCGAACUGCCUAACCGGCCCUCCCCACCCCCCAUAAUGCAGAUUGUCAAACACACUUUAAAAAAAAAGGGGCAGUGCAUGUGGUUUGUUGUUUUAAAUAAGCCAAUGCAAUACAAGAACAGCUGACUUUUCUAAGAAAAUAAAAAUAGCUCACAGACUGACAAAAUUCACUUUAUGUAUGUCUAAUGUAAAUUUAUACCUAUAUGAUAUUCAAGAGCCGCGAUGGUCGAUGGUUUAGGGAUGUGUUUUCCUGAAUAUAAGCGCCUGCCAUGUGCAAAAAGUAUUGUUUAAAAAAAAAACGUAAUUUUUAUUUUUAUUCCGUGACUGCCAGUGAGUAUUGGAACUUUCAGUGGCAACAAAGUGUUUUGUACUGUGGCUUCUCAUUUAAGAUUGUGAAUAUACGCUAUUCCUGGCUCUCUCAUUGGCUGCAGAGGGCCUCGAACAAUUUAGAAAUCCUAGUUCUGUGAUAAUCGUGAUCAAAAAUAUCAUCACAUUUAUUUUAAAGCUUUUUUUUCCAAUGGGUAUUGAGGCGCAGUGCAUAAACACUCUGAAUGUGCCCUUUGCCAUAGGGCAAAUUCCAACAAAAUCCGAUAUUUUACGUCCUUGAGCGGGCACUGGUGGGUUGGAUCCACCUAUUGGCUUCUUGUAUCUCCAACAGAAUCCAGUCUUGACUUUCCCCC